Messenger RNA from Vitis riparia (riverbank grape), 753 nucleotides. RefSeq lists its product as uncharacterized. Lineage: Eukaryota; Viridiplantae; Streptophyta; Magnoliopsida; Vitales; Vitaceae. Gene Ontology annotation, molecular function: protein dimerization activity. Bases 1 to 753 code for a protein of 250 amino acids. The transcript has 3 exons. The record is from RefSeq and is a predicted model, not a curated record.
AUGAGUGAUUUGUAUAAAUGCAUCUUAAGGCUAACAAGAGACCCUGCUAAGCAAGAAAAAGUUGUGGCCGAAGUGAGUUUGUUCACAAAUGCCCAAGGACUAUUCGGGAAUGAGUUAGCUGUUAGGACAAGAAAGACUAGAGCACCAGCUGAAUGGUGGGCUGCAUAUGGAGCUUCAGCUCCAAAUUUGCAAGAGUUUGCAAUGAAAGUCCUCAACUUAACAUGCAGUGCAUCAGGUUGUGAACGGAAUUGGAGCAUCUUUGAAAAUAUUCAUAGCAAGAGGAGAAAUAGGUUAGAUCAUCAACGCUUGAAUGAUUUGGUGUACAUUAAGUAUAAUCGAGCCUUGAAGAGAAGAUACAAUGAACGUAACACCAUUGACCCAAUUUCCUUGAAAGAUAUAGAUGAUAGCAAUGAAUGGUUGAUAGGGAGAAUGGAAGAUGAGGAUUCUCAUGGAGGUGCACAAGAUGAUUUUGUAUUUGAUGAUGACAAUUUGACAUGGGGUGAUGUUGCUAGUGCUGCUGGAGCUGAGGAGGCUAGGUUUGAUACUAGAGCUAGAGCUAGAGCAAGCUCAAGCAUAAUACCACCAACAAGGGGGAUAGCUUCAAGUUCUAGAACUUUGCCUUCUCAUUCACUAAUAGAUGAAGAUGAAGAUGGAGGCAUGGUUGAUUCAGCAGAUGAAGAAGAUGGGGAAGGCUACAAAUGUGGUGAUGGAAAUGAUGAUGUUGAUGAUUUUGUUGAUUUAGAGGAGGAGUGA